Messenger RNA from Talaromyces atroroseus, 471 nucleotides. RefSeq lists its product as hypothetical. Bases 1 to 471 code for a protein of 156 amino acids. Lineage: Eukaryota; Fungi; Ascomycota; Eurotiomycetes; Eurotiales; Trichocomaceae. The record is from RefSeq and is a predicted model, not a curated record. The transcript has 2 exons.
AUGUCGAAACCAGACCCGUUGAGCUGGACCUUGCGGUUCAAAAAGCACAAGACGACGGUGCUGCUGAUGCUCCCCGCCCAAGAAUCAAUCCCCUCCACCAAGGAGAAGCUUCACAACGCGCUCAAAUCGCGCAAUGUUCGAGAAAUCAACGGCGAUCCUGUCCCGGAAAACCCAGCCGAUAUCGAGUUUGGCGUCCCUAUCGACCGAAAUGAGCUUGAGAAAGGCUGGGUUCGUCUAGCCCUUCAAACCGGAGAGGCUGAGCACGAAGGCAAAAACGGCGCCGGACGUCCCAAGAAGGGGUCGCUGGCAGAUAGUCUACAGGGAGCCGAUAUCCGUGAUGGCCAGGCGAUUGCCUUUCGGUUCAAGCGAGCUUCUGGGGGCGAGGGCGACGGUGCCGAGUCAGACGAGGAUUUUGCAGACGCUGGAUGGGACGUAGUGCUCCCAUCCCUCGACGACGAAGAGCCCGAGUAG